Pseudozyma flocculosa PF-1 is the source of this 966-nucleotide messenger RNA. RefSeq lists its product as uncharacterized. The transcript has a single exon. Gene Ontology annotation, cellular component: Slx1-Slx4 complex; nucleus. Lineage: Eukaryota; Fungi; Basidiomycota; Ustilaginomycetes; Ustilaginales; Ustilaginaceae. Bases 1 to 966 code for a protein of 321 amino acids. Gene Ontology annotation, biological process: DNA replication; DNA repair. The record is from RefSeq and is a predicted model, not a curated record.
AUGUUCCUCCUUCCCCUCCGCCCGCUUUGCUGCAAAGCACAGCGUCUCGGUCCAUUCCACCUCUUCCGAUCCGUCUCGACCUCGGUCUCGAACUCUGUGUCGAUGCCAUCCGGCAGCAAUUCCUUGCGCGACCUGUCGCAAUGGAGCAUCGCCGAGCUGCAGCGCGAGACAAAGCGGUACGGCUUCAAGCCCUCAAAGUCGCGGCCCGUCCUCCUCGAACAGCUCCGCGCCGUCUACAUGGCGCUCGGCACGGACCAGGAGGGCGGUGGCGAUGUCGGCUUCGUACCGCCCGACAUCCACGACAGUUUUGCGGAUGAAGAGGUGCAGCGGGUGGAACAGGACGAUGGCGUGGCGGCAUUGGCGACCGGGAAGUCAAAGGGGAAGGCCAAGGCAAAGGGGAGGAAGAGCGACCCAAUCGACCUCUCGGAUCUAGAAUCGCCCCCAGCGAGAAGAAGGAGGCUGGUCGACUCCUGCAUAGGCGGCCGCGGUCUGCUCAAUGCGGUCGAGGAGCAAGGCGGACAAGAGGUCGAAGAAGAGGGCGACCUCACCAGACAGCUCCGUCUCGAGGCGGCCUCGACGUCUUCAUCAGUCUCGUCCGACGACGUCCCGCUCUCCACCCUGUUCCCAAUACCCUCUACAUCAUCACCCUCAUCCUCCCCUCUCAAACGCGAUGCCAAGACCAAGCCCAAGUCCAAAUCGUCCAAGGCAGCCGCGGCCACCACAGCUUCGGGUCAAUCGCUGCCCUACCACGAGUUCGCAGCCUGCAUACGCAGCGACGAGCAGCUCUACGACCGCAUCCUUCGGUACGAGCCCAUCCCGCUCGACGAGGUCGUCAGCAUCCUCGCAAAGUCGGCCAUCCACAUCGACACGGGCAGGAAAAAGGAACUGCUCAAGGUCUGGCUCGACCGGCAGUCGAUCUGCUUCUACUCCGAGGAGCUCACGGGCAGGAGGAGAGCCAGGCAUUGA